Seriola aureovittata is the source of this 725-nucleotide messenger RNA. Its product is annotated as gamma-crystallin M3-like. Gene Ontology annotation, molecular function: structural constituent of eye lens. The record is from RefSeq and is a predicted model, not a curated record. The transcript is spliced from 3 exons. Gene Ontology annotation, biological process: visual perception; lens development in camera-type eye. Bases 6 to 713 code for a protein of 235 amino acids. Lineage: Eukaryota; Metazoa; Chordata; Actinopteri; Carangiformes; Carangidae.
CAUUGAUGGAAGUUUUGGAUCUACCAAGUAUAACACACAGAGCAGCCAUAUUCUACAAGACAUUUAAUGGUUUACAAGAAGAUGUGUGUAAAAAUCUGAGGAUCAUUUGGCAGAAAGACCUAGGGUGUGAUCUGAAUGAGGAGCAUUGGUUAAAUAUCUUAUCAAAUACAGGGAAACACAUAAGAGGUCAGAUCAUCUUCUACGAGGACAGGAACUUCCAGGGCCGCUCCUAUGAGUGCAGCAGCGACUGUGCCGACAUGUCCUCCUACCUGAACAGGUGUCACUCCUGCAGGGUGGAGAGAGGCUGCUUCAUGGUGUACGACCGCACCAACUUCAUGGGCAACCAGUACUUCCUGAGGAGGGGCGAGUACGCGGACUACAUGAGCAUGAUGGGGAUGAACGACUGCAUCAAGUCCUGCCGCAUGAUCCCCAUGUACCGUGGCUCAUACAGAAUGAGGAUCUAUGAGAGGGAGAACUUUGGAGGCCAGAUGUCCGAGCUGAUGGACGACUGUGACAAUGUCAUGGAUCGUUACCGCAUGUCCAACUGCAUGUCUUGCCACGUGAUGGACGGACACUGGCUGAUGUAUGAGCAGCCCCACUACAGAGGCAGGAUGAUGUACAUGAGGCCUGGAGAGUACAGGAGCUUCAUGAACAUGGGCAUGGGCAACAUGAAGUUCAUGAGCAUGAAGCGCAUCAUGGACUCUCACUAUUAGAGUCACCAUGGA